UCCUCAUAUCCAUCAGCGGGACACUAUGCUGGUCAUUGGCUUGGUGAUAACUCGGCGACUUGGUAUGAUCUUAUAACGUCUGUCAUCGGUAUUCAAGAAUUCAAUAUUUUUGGUGUUCCAUAUAUUGGAGCUGAUAUUUGUGGUUUUCUUGACGACACCACGGAAGAGUUGUGUCUUCGCUGGCAACAGCUUGGAGCUUUCUAUCCAUUUUCAAGAAAUCAUAAUAACAAAGGCGCACUGCCACAACAUCCCACUAUGUGGCCUAGCGUUCAAGAAGCUACUCGUGAAGCGAAUUUGUUCAGAUAUGAGUACUUGCCAUAUCUUUAUCUGUUGCACUUCGAAGCAUCUCGAUCCGGCGGUACUGUGAUUCGCCCAAUUUUCUUCGAAUUUCCCAAUGAUGAUGCGGCUUACGAAAGCGAUCGAGAGUUNUACCGGUAA
Messenger RNA from Anisakis simplex (herring worm), 438 nucleotides. NCBI's taxonomy places the organism in Eukaryota, Metazoa, Nematoda, Chromadorea, Rhabditida, Anisakidae. The record is from the annotation of a GenBank genome assembly.